AUGGUCCCAGAGCAAGGCCCCGCCAAUCACAGCACCCCGGACUGGGGCUCGGGGCCGCCGCGGGCCCCCGGGGGCAGCGGCUGGGGGGCCGCCGCGCUGUGUGUGGUCAUCGCGCUGACGGCGCUGCCCAUCGCGCUCAUCUGCGCGCAGCCCGCGCUGCGCAGCACGCCCAGCUUCUUCCUGGUGUCGCUCUUCACGUCGGGCCUGAUGGUGGGGCUGGCGGUGAUGCCGCCGGCCAUGCUGAACGUGUUGUGCGGCCGCCGGGCGCUGGCGCGGGGCCUCUGCCUGCUCUGGGCCGCCUUCGACGCCAUGUGCUGCAGCGCCUCCAUCCUCCACCUCUGCCUGAUCAGCCUGGACCGCUGCCUGCUCACCCUCUCGCCGCUGCGCUACAAGCUGCGCAUGACGCCCGCGCGCGCGCUGGCGCUGGUCCUCGGCGCCUGGGGCCUGGCCGCGCUCGCCUCCUUCCUGCCCCUGCUGCUGGGCUGGCACGAGCCGGGCCGCGCGCCGGCACCCGCGCCGGGUCAGUGCCGCUUGCUGGCCAGCCUGCCCUUCGUCCUCGUGGCGUCGGGCCUCACCUUCUUCCUUCCCUCGGGCGCCAUCUGCUUCACCUACAGCAGGAUCUUGCUGGCCGCCCGCAAGCAGGCCGUCCAGGUGGCGUCCCUCUCCACCGGCGCUGCCGGCCAGGCCUUGGAGACGCUGCAGGUGCCCAGGACCCCACGCCCAGGGGUGGAGUCAGCUGACAGCCAGCGUCUAGCCAGCAAGCAUAGCAGGAAGGCCUUGAAGGCCAGCCUGACCCUGGGCAUCCUGCUGGGCAUGUUCUUUGUGACCUGGCUGCCUUUCUUUGUGGCCAACAUAGUCCAGGCCGUGUGUGGCUGCAUCUCUCUGGGGCUCUUUGACGUCCUCACGUGGCUGGGCUACUGCAACAGCACCAUGAACCCCAUCAUCUACCCUCUCUUCAUGCGGGACUUCAGGCGGGCCCUGGGCAGGCUCCUGCCGUGUCCCCGCGGCCCCCGGGAGCAGCAGCCGGGCCUCACCUCGCCCUCCGUGCGGACCCCUCACAGCAGCGCGCGGCCCGGCCUGAGCCUGCAGCACGUGCUGCCCCUGCCGCCAGACUCGGACUCGGGCUCGGGCUCGGGCUCCGGGGGCUUUCCUGGCCCGCGGCUCACGGCCCAGCUGCUGCUGCCUGGCGCGGCCACCCGGGAUCCACCCCCUCCUGCCAGGGCCACUACUACCGUCAACUUCUUCAGCAUCGAUCGCACGGAGCCUGAGCUGCGGCCGCAUCCGCCUGGGACCCCCACGAACUGA
Molecule: messenger RNA, 1305 nt
Organism: Budorcas taxicolor (takin)
Lineage: Eukaryota; Metazoa; Chordata; Mammalia; Artiodactyla; Bovidae
Gene: HTR6
Product: 5-hydroxytryptamine receptor 6
Exons: 3
Coding region: 1-1305 (434 amino acids)
Biological process (GO): chemical synaptic transmission; G protein-coupled receptor signaling pathway, coupled to cyclic nucleotide second messenger
Cellular component (GO): dendrite; membrane
Molecular function (GO): neurotransmitter receptor activity; G protein-coupled serotonin receptor activity
Source: RefSeq, a predicted model, not a curated record